Penaeus chinensis is the source of this 4263-nucleotide messenger RNA. RefSeq names its product serine-rich adhesin for platelets-like. The record is from RefSeq and is a predicted model, not a curated record. Bases 148 to 4131 code for a protein of 1327 amino acids. Lineage: Eukaryota; Metazoa; Arthropoda; Malacostraca; Decapoda; Penaeidae. The transcript has 6 exons.
UGAUGAUCUGACAGACAAAGCAAAUGCUUCAAACCAUACAGAAGAAAAAAUAAUAUCAAGAAGAAAUAGCAGAAGGUCCACGUGGAGGAAGGUGAGAAAAUCGAUGGAUAAACGUAGGAAAGCCUAUAGAAGAAAAAAGCUUUGGCUAUGGCGAAAGAGCAGAACCAGAAAGCUGAAGAAAACCCAUCUUGUGAUCCCGAGAGCGAAAGCACCAGUGACAAAACGGAGGCUCAGACGCCUGACAGCGCUGAAGAUGAAAGCCAAAAAACUGAACCAAACACUGAGGCCAAAGAAAGCCAGAAAGUUUGUGAGAAUAGUGACAGACCUUCCGAUGUGCAAAGUGAAGAUGACUCAAAUCAAUAUUAUCGGCCAAAAAAAAUGCAAAGAGUGCAAAGAAAUAGGUCAUUGCAGUCCACUCCCAAUAGUGGAACCGGGCUUGAUGCAAAAGAAACAGACAAACCAAGUACUGAUCAGGAGCAAAACAUCCAAGCAAGGCCAAAGGAGCUAACUGGCGAAGGGCAACCCGCAGCAGCUGAGGGACCUGAAGUUAGUGCUGAUGGUCCAGGGACAAUGGAACAUGAACAAGACGCAACUUAUUCCGCUUCAAGUAGUGUAAAGUCCGAUCUGGAAAUGGAUAAUUCUGAGAGAACUAGUGAUGGUGAUAGCACAAAAAGUGAACAAGGAGAUAGUGUAGGGGGCCCUGCAGUCCCCCAUGAUCCGGAGUUCGAAAAGGUCUGGGGGAAAGAGAGAAAACUGCGGAUAAGGCGAAUGAAAAGAGCGGCUUUGAAGGCGAAUGUGCGUUGCCAAGACAAAUCUCAGGACAAUUCACCUGCUGUAAGUGUAGACACUAAGAAUGGCCAGGAUACCGCGGUUCCAGAUGAAUCAUCUCCUUCGAAGGAAAAAACGUCUAGUGAGGAAGAAAAGACAAAAAAGAAACGAGGCAGGAGGAAGAAAGAGGAAGGAGGCUCAGAUUCGGACACAAGUUCUCUUUCUGAAGGUGGCGCAGGUCGAGCCACCGCUAUCCAGGAGGCGCAGCAGCGUCGAGAGGUCCUGCACGAAGAGGAGCGAGGGAGACGUCUCGCGCAGGAGAUCAAAGGAUUCAACUGGCUGGAGCAGAAAAUCAAGAGUCGAGUCCUUGCCACCUCAGGAUCCACUUCCUCCACCUCUUCCACUUCCUCUACCUCCUCUUCUUCCUCCUCUUCCACCUCUUCCUCUUCCUCCUCCUCCGCCUCCUGCUCCGCCUCCGAUCCCACCACACCCACCACGCCCACGGCCCGGCGGAGGCCCCUCUUCGUGACGAGGAGCGCCAGCCUGCCCGCGUGCAAGACCUCGGGGCACGCCUCCUCCUCCUCCUCGCCCGUCUCCCCCUCGGCGGCCAAGAGGAAGGAGGUCGAGAGCAGGAGAAUGUCCUUGUGCGGACCCGUUGGACUGCGAGGCCACCUUCAGACUGCUGUUCCGCCCCUGGGACCUGGACCCCGUGUCACAGCGGUACCAAAGCGCCGUUUGUCACCGACUGAACCUGCAACCUCAACGGCGUCGCAGGAGAGCACUCCUUCAGCUUCGGAAGCCAGUCCAUCCCCUAUCCCCAUCACAAAUGAAAACGUGAGCGUCACAUCGGUCUACGACAACCGAAGCUACCUCACUCCGACAGGAUACUACCCGACGGAGCCCAACAGAGCUGUCUUGUACAGUCGAGCGGACUACACAACGGCUACACUGUAUGGUGUGCCUAUUCCCAGCGUGCCGCCACUCUAUUACGACCAUCCUCCCCCUGCGUCUGGAUCGUUCUACAGAGACACGACCUCAAGCCAGACCAGCAGCAGUUUUUAUGGCUCCACGAAUACCACACCACCACUUAUGUCGUCCAUCCAGAGUGUAAAAUCUCCGAACUCCCCUCCGCCUGCCCCUCCGGGUUCCUCAGCUCAGCAAGUUGGCUCUAGUUCUGCCGUAUCCAAGUCCUCGUCAGGGCACAUAACAGAUUCCUCUCCUGGUUCCUUUUUGUCGUUGGUUUGUGACGAUGUUGAGAGUCCUGUUCUUUCGUCCUCUGUUGGCUGUAAAGAGAGCAUGCGUUCUGUCGGGCCCUGUGUUAUUCUGUCGCCUGGAAAUCCUCCCUGUUCAUCCACUGUCUUGGAUGAGGGCCCAGCUGGUCUCCAAAGAGCAAGCAGUAUUACUUCGAAUACUUCCUCGUCGCCAGCAACAAGCCCUGGCUUAAUAUUCUCACACAAGCACGCCCUCCUCAAGCGAGCCAUAAGCGACAUGCUGAGGAGCGACUCGGAAAAUUCGGAAGAAUCCUCAAAGCAGGAUGAAACAACGCCAAAAUACACGAGCAACACAGAACCACCGGAAAAACUCAGUAAACACGAAGAUAGUGAGGGCCAGCCUAACGUAGAAUCGUCCAUAACUGAGAUUGAUCUUGCUUCGCCAAAAAGUGAUCCCUCUCCAUCUGCACACAGCAAAAGUGUGAUCAAGAAUGCGGGGAACAUAAAAAAGGAGAAAGUAAACAUACCUGAGGAACCACAAGGAUUCAUCAGCCUCAUUUCGCCGAAAGAGAGCGAAGAAUCCAAAGAAGAGGACGUGAAGCCAGUGAUGAGUGAAGCUAAUAACAGAGAACUCCAAAUGCUUCAAGAGUUACCAGAGACGGUGAGGCAUAAGGUAAUGAAAUCUAUGAGUGAAAGCGGCUGCAAAUUUGAUGAGAUGAAAGUGGAUGCAAAACCGUCCGAAUCAGUGGAGGAAAAGUAUGGACGUGGAGAUAUGCAGUCAUCGUUACUUACGGCACUAUAUGAAGAGUUGAUGAAAACGAGACAGGAAGUCGAAAAGCUGAGGAAAGUCCAAGAACUUAUGUUGACAGAAAAAGAAGAUAAAAAGGACGAUUGUAAAGGGGAAAUGAUACAAGUGGAAAAAGAUAGCUCAACCCCAGAAAAGAAAGUUGGAAAGAGAAAGUAUUUAGAACUCACAAAGGAUGGUGAUGUGUCUGAGGAAAGUAAGUCUGUCUUACAACCGGAAGUUAAAGUGGCAAAAAUUGGCAUCAGGAGUGAUCUUUCGGAGGAUUCUGCAAAAAGAUCUCAAACUCCAGUUAGUAGUACCUCCAGGAACUUUGCAGGUUUUACAUCGCCUCCUACUGUCAUAAGUAGUCCUUCAGAAGUGGCAAGUCAUUCUUCAUAUGAUAGAAUCAGCUCACUUGUUUCAAGUCCAACAGUAACUCAUACUAUUCCUAUCCCAAGCAGUGUGAUCACUACUCUUGUACAGUCUGGUAUAAGUCUAUCAAGCACAAGUCCUAACUUAGCUAAAAUUAGCAGUCAGAUUGAAAUAACAAGUUUGCCUGCACUAUCAACUAGCCCCAUUGUACUGCAAUCUUCUUUGCUUCCAAGGACUAGUCCAGUAUUGCCACAGACAAGUCCAGUAUUACCCAGGGCAAGUCCUGGACUGUCAAGGACAAGUCCACCAAGCUCUAGAACAAGUCCCGCAGUUUCAAGAAUAAGUCCAUCAUUGUCAAGAAUUAGUCCAUCGUUAUCUAGAACCAGUCCAUCGUUACCACGAACUAGUCCAUCAUUACCUAGAACUAGUCCUUCUUUACCAAGAACGAGCCCUGGAUUAAUAAGAACAAGUCCUGCUACAAGUAGUGCAAAAGAGAGAUUACCAGCAGACCUUGGGGCUAACAAGUUGCGAGCACUGUUUGGUACUAAUUCGGAAGUAGAAGUGAUGCCCAUAACUCCAGGAGAAAAAGGUAGCUCAUAUGAACCACAGCAGUCAAGCUUUCUGAGGCUGUUAGACGAGCCACAGCUGCAUCAGCAGGAAUCGUCACUUUUACUUAGUGCUGUUCGGGGUCAGCGACGGGAAGUGGAGAUUACUGCAUCACGUGAUGGAACUGUGUUCCGUCAACCUCAUGAGGAUAGACGCCCACAUCAGGCACAGCAACAUGAAGUUGAAAGGAAAAAAACUCAUUACUCAACAUCAGACCUUCCAGAGUUUCCACCAACACAUAAACCACCUCCUCCACUCAAACCUGUACCUUCAGUUUUAAGAAGACAUUCAGAAAGCCAUGACCCUCGAGACCCAAUGCUUCAUCGGCUCAUGUAUCCAAAUAAUCAUUCUAGUCCUGCUACUGCCUACGACAAGCUCUUUGCCGAUUGACCAUCAUACAGCAGCUUCAAUGUACUCUUUUGCUCAGCCAAAGUCCAGCCCUACACAGCAUCCACCACCAAUUCAGAGUGGCCGGAGAAGUAGUGAAGGUAGUUCUGAUAUGGCAAGAGAACACCAGCAUGC